AUGGAGGAACCCAGAAUGUUUGUAGAAAUGAGUUAUGGGAUUCAGUUGGCACAGUUCUACCAGGAAGAAGAAGCUGUCCGAUUUGAAUUCUGUUGGUCAGCAUUGCACCAGACGAAGAUGCGAGAGAGGCCGAGUCAUCGUGAGGAAGGGUACUCUGGAAGAGGAAGCCGGGGAGGGAGUGGAAGAUAUUUUGGCAGUGAGUCUCGUUCUCGCAAACGCAGUCAUCCAUCCUCCGAUUCUGAAGAGGAUGGCUCUUUUGGGAGGAAGGCUGAGAAGGGAAGUGAUAAGGGAGAAUCUGAUGAUGAAAGUGGAGCUGCUAAGAAGAAAGAGAAGAAGCAGAAGAAACAGAAGAAAGACAAGAAAGAGAAGAAAGAGAAGAAGGAGAAAAAGGAGAAGAAAGAGAUUGAUGCUUCUAGGCGUGCAGAAGAAGGCAACCAAAGUGAUAACCAUGACAAGAAGGACUCUUCCCGAGAUGAAGCUUCUGGUCGAGACAAGGUUUCAGACGAUGGUAAAUCUCAGGUGGACACAGGACCUGAGAAACAUGAGGGCAGCCCUUUUGGAACAGACCAUUCUACUAAGUCUGAGAAGCCUCCUGCUGGAGAGGAGGGAGAGCAUUCUGAGAAAGAGAGGAGGGAUGAGAGUGAGGAGCCCAAAGAAAAGGUAACAUCUGAAUCCAGAGAGGCAAGGGAGGAGGAGGAAGACGAGGAUGAAGAAGAAGACGAGGAUGACGAGGAUGAGGAAGAGGAAGAUGAUGAGGAGGGGAAAGACAAGAGAGACAAGGAGAAGGGAAAGGAAAAAGAGAAGAAGAAGAAGUGGGAUUUUUCUGAGCCAUAUGAUGUGUACUUCUGUCAUAUGUGCCACACCAAAAUGUUCUCCACACGAGCUCUCUUGCAACAUUGUCGCACAUCAUAUCAUGCUGAUCAUCUGAGGCAGAUGAAUUUCCGAAUCAGGCGUCAGCUGGCUCUUAUGCGUCAGAAAGUUGAGGCAGAGGAGAAGCUGCGACAUUUCUCUCAUUCCUCUCGUCAUGAACCACAGCAAUUUUGCACCACUUGCAAGGUGUUGUUCACAGGGUCCAUAGCUACACACAAAGCUUCCACCAGUCACAGGGACAUUGUCACCUUCAUGCAUCCCUCGUGUGGCAUAUGCCAAAGAACCUUUGUCACUCGCAUUGAAUACGAGAAGCAUCGACUGUCCCUCAGCCAUUACCGAUUGAAGAGAGAGAAAGAAGAGAGAGACAAGAGCAGAGGUGGAGAGGGUGAGCCCGGUGAUGAUGAAAUCUCUCAGCUAAACAUGGAGGAAAUGUUAACUGUGGACGCAGUUGGGGAGUAUGAGGGUGAAUCAGAUGGUGAUAUGAAGAGAGAUGAGGAUGAGGAAGAUGGAAAUGGAGAAGGAGGAAGUAGGAGGAGGGAGGAAGAGAGGAGAGAAGGCAAGAAGCACUCCGAGCACUUAGGAGAUGAGGAUGAGGCAUGGAACUUCCCAGAGAAAUUCAAUCCUGACAUUCCUGUUGGACAAGUGUGCAUUAAUCAAGUUGUUGGCUGGUUCUGUCGCAUCUGCACCAUGUUCUUCCGAGAUGAGCAGAAGGCCUUGUCUGAGCACUGUCGUUCAGAGAAACACUAUGUCAACUUUGUUUCAUAUGCCAAAAAGAAAAAGGAACAUGUUCGAAUGAAAGCCAAGCAAAUGGAGAAAGAUUCCGACGAACAGUCGCGACCAGCUCAAGGAGGAAAGAAGCGAACUGUGGAAGAAGUAGAAAGUUAUGUGGCUGAUUCUGGGAAUUGGAAGAGGAAGAAGAGAGAGCAGGAUAGGGAGCGUGAGGAUGAGGAUGUUGAGGAUGAAGAGGAUGAAGAAGAAGAGGACAGACAAGAAGAAGAUGAAGAAGGGAACCAUGGACCUGACAUUGAUGCUGAUGGGAUCACAUGCACCAAACAUACUAGUGUGCACCUCCAAAAGAUGGAGACGGAGGACGAAAGGAUUCUCCACAUACCACUCCCCACGCGUCACGAAGACGAUGCGAGUAUCUCCGUGAGCCUGCUGACGAGCGUAGAAAACGCCAGGGAGCUGAAGCAGCUCGUCACGAGCGGAAAGCUCCGAGCGACCCUCCUCAAGCCACAGCUGGUUCCGGGCUUGCUUCCGGUGGUGGCGGCCGCCACGAAGGCUUGGAUCGCCUCCAAGAGCGGGAAGAUGGUCACGCGGAACCUCUGCUCGGAGCUCAUUCUUUCCUUGUCGCCUUCGAAAAAUAUCAGAGAUUCCCUCGUGAAGUUCGGGAUCGGGGACGAGGACGACAAGGUACUUCUGGUGGCGUUUCGCGACGUGAACGGGCCUUCGAUGGAGAAGAUGAUCGGUGAAAUCGUGAAGGGCACUCCAGAAGGCCUCCCUUCCUCCCUUCACCGCCUUUGUGAUCAUGAGAUGAUCUCCAAAAUGUACAAAAUCCGAGAGCACGAAUUAGAAGGGAGUUCCAUCGAGGAUUGUGUCGUUUCGCGUGUCGCUUCCAAAGAAUUUGUGACUGUUUGAUCGAGU
Darwinula stevensoni is the source of this 2514-nucleotide messenger RNA. The record is from the annotation of a GenBank genome assembly. NCBI's taxonomy places the organism in Eukaryota, Metazoa, Arthropoda, Ostracoda, Podocopida, Darwinulidae.